ACUGGAUCCCAGCUAUUUGUAUUUUCAUCGCUAGCCUGCUCACGGUGAUUGACUGCGUUCGCUAAAAAAACGAUCUGGAUGGACAUUUAUUAAUUUUCGUUUGCUCGAAACACACUCCAUCGAUAGCUUGUGCCGAUGUGCAGCCAGUGCAAGCAAAAGGACCGACGGAGAGCGGAGAGAUCGCCGUGUAUACCGUCCUUUAGCCGCCUCUGAAACCAGCUAGCAGAGCUAACACUUGACUGGCGAUAACGCUAGCUGGCCGGGUGACAGCUGGUCUGGUUAGCUACGUACCAUAAACAGUAACGUAGCAAAGAUUUACUCGCUCAAACAAUGACUCGUCUCUGACAUUGAGCAGACUGAGGCCCAGUUGGUUGUCACACUGGAGUAACCAGAACCCGUAACUAGCAAGGUGGGUCUCUGUCGACUCUACGGUGGUGCCAUUGAAGAUAAGCAGGUGAACACUAAGACAACUUGCCGAUGCACCUGUUUGUGUAGCUUUGACCUGCCAGAGCUGCCAGUAUGAUGCCGAUGAUAUUGACGGUGUACCUCAGCGAUGGGGAACAGGCUGUGACUGAGGUGCCCAUCACCCCUGAGACAACGUGCCGCGAUGUCGUCGAGUUCUGCAAAGAGCCCGGCGAGAGCGGCUGCCACCUGGCUGAGGUCUGGAGGGGCAACGAGCGAGCGAUCCCCUUCGAGCAUAUGAUGUACGAGCAUCUGCAGAAAUGGGGGCCUCGGAAACAAGAGGUCAAGUUCUUCCUCCGGCAUGAAGAUUCACCAACUGAGAGCAGCGAUCAAGGGAGUCAGCAGUCUCAGGAUCAGACGAGUCGCAGAAGUGGAAACACUGGAGAGAAGCACAAUGAGAACGGGGUGGGGAAUCAGCGUGUGGAGCUCACGCUGUCAGAGCUGCAGGAGAUGGCCACGCGGCAGCAGCAGCAAAUCGAGGCUCAGCAGCAGAUGCUUGUUGCAAAGGAACAACGUUUACGUUACCUGAAGCAGCAGGAGCGGCGUCAGCAGCAAACCGUUUCAGAGAGCGAGAAGCUGCAGAGGCUAAAGGAGCGCGUGGAGAGCCAGGAGGCAAAGCUCAAGAAGAUUCGGGCGAUGAGAGGCCAGGUGGACUACAGCAAGGUCAUCAAUGGCAACCUGUCUGUAGAGAUUGAGCAAGUCAGCAGCCUGUUUCAGGAGAAGCAGGCAGAGUUACAGGCGGCUGUACUGAGGGUGGAGCAGCUCAGCCUGCAGCUGGAGGACCUGCGGAGGGGAAAGCUCAACGGCAUACAGACCACCUUGGGUGGCCAAGUAACUGGCGCUGCAGCCUUAGAGCUCCGUAAACUCUACCAGGAGCUUCAGAUUCGGAACAAGUUGAACCAGGAGCAAAGCAGCAAGCUGCAGCAGCAGAAGGAGCUUCUGAACAAGCGCAACAUGGAAGUGACGCUCAUGGACAAGCGCAUCAGCGAGCUGAGGGAACGCCUCUACAAGAAAAAAGCUGAGCUGAACAGAGCCAACGGGCCUCCCUCUCCCCAGCCAGCUCCUGGGACUCUGGGCCGUGUCGCUGCUGUUGGGCCGUACAUCCAAGUCCCUGUACCGGGCCGACAGGAGGGAGGCUACACCAUACCACCUGAUCCACUGAAGCCUCAGACUCUGGGUGUCAAUAAUCAAGCCAACCAUGGCCGCACCAAGUCAGACGGUGCGCGAAAGCCUCCCAGCCCUUGGAAGGUGUCUGAUUUAGACAUCGUUGUGGACCCGGUACCCCCGUCCCUUCCAGAAUCACACCCAGGCCCUGGAGCCUCCACUGGCUCUGACGGCACAUCCCCUAAUGACACCGCUUGGCCUCCUGCUGGCAAGAGCAACACAACACUAAAGCCUCCUGAGAGAAGAGACUCAGGGACUGAUACCCAGGGCAAGAGCCCUCCCUCAGGCUCCCCCGUCGCUCCAAGUGCGGAAAAGGUGCUAGACUCCAAAAUGGCUGUCUCUUCCCCUGCCAUAUCCAAGCCACAGCCACCUCCCUAUGGCUCCCACCUCACUUCUGCAAACUCAGCCAGCUCCUUGGAGCGCCGCAAGGAUGCACCUCCUCCUCCUCGCCCACUCCCAAACCCGCCAGCUCCUGCUUGGCCCCGCACCCCGCCCUCCACGGGCUCGUCCUCCCAGCAGAUCCAGCAGCGUAUCUCAGUUCCACCGAGCCCCACCUUCCAGCCUAAUGCACCGCUUUUCCCUCCUGGGCUCAGCGAGCGACUCGAUCCACCGCCAGCUGUGGCAGUACGCCCCUUCAUCCCAGACAGAGGAUCACGGCCUCAGUCGCCCCGUAAAGGUCCACCUACCAUGAACUCCAGCUCCAUCUAUCACAUGUACCUCCAGCAGGCAGCGCCAAAGAGCCAGCCACUCAAGCCUGCCCUCAAAGCAGUAUACGGGAAGCCUGUUCUUCCCUCCAGCUCCACACCCCCCUCGCCACUGCCUUUCGUCCAGGCAGGAGGGGCCUUCCCAUUGCUCCAAGGCCAACCCAGCGGUGAGGACACUCUGGACGGAGAGCUUGAUGAUCACGAGGGCUUCCAGCACCUGGAGCCCUCAGCGCCUCCUCCCAGUGUUGAGAACAUCCCACGACCACUCAGUCCUACUAAGCUAACACCCAUGGUACACUCCCCGCUGCGCUACCAAAGUGACGCUGAUCUUGAGGUGCUCCGUAAAAAGCUGGCCAACGCUCCGAGACCCCUCAAGAAGCGCAGCUCCAUCACAGAACCAGAGGGCCCCAGUGGACCCAACAUCCAGAAACUGCUCUACCAGAGAUUCAACACUCUAGCAGGAGGCAUAGAGGGAAAUGGAGUCAGUGCAUCAGGAGGUGGCAGCGGUGCAGGUAAUGGAACUCCAUUUUAUCAGCCAGCUAAUCCUCCUGGAUACCUGGGAGGUGACUCAGUGGCUGAUACAGACAAUGGCAACCUCCUCUCUGAGACGCCGCUCCCGCCACCACCAGGGGCAGAGGAGCAGGGCUCUGAGGCUCCACCUCCAUCUACUGACGCUAAUGACAACGAGCCACUGCCCUCGCCUCCAGAAGGGCCGGGUGAUCCUGCUGAAGCUGAGGGGCCAGAGGACAACAAUAACAACAAUGUGGGAAGCUCUGAGGCAUCGCUGCCCAGCCCUGUGCCUGAGGUCACCACUCCAGAGGAGAGCGGCACGGUGGUCACACAGCCCCUGGAAAAACGCACAAACCUGAAGAAGCCAAACUCUGAGCGCACUGGUCAUGGCUUCAGAGUGAAGUUCAACCCUCUGGCCCUCCUGCUGGAUGCCUCACUGGAGGGAGAGUUUGACCUCGUCCAGAGGAUCAUCUAUGAGGUGGAGAACCCAAGCACUCCCAACGAUGAGGGCAUCACACCCCUGCACAAUGCAGUGUGUGCGGGGCAUCACCACAUAGUCAAGUUCCUGUUGGAUUUUGGCGUGAACGUCAAUGCUGCAGACAGCGAUGGAUGGACUCCGCUCCACUGUGCCGCCUCCUGUAACAGUGUUCACCUCUGCAAGUUGUUGGUAGAGUCGGGAGCAGCCAUCUUUGCCAGCACCAUUAGUGAUGUGGAGACUGCUGCAGAUAAAUGCGAGGAAAUGGAAGAUGGCUAUAUCCAGUGCUCCCAAUUUCUAUAUGGUGUUCAGGAGAAGUUGGGUGUGAUGAACAAGGGGACAGUAUACGCUCUGUGGGACUACAAAGCUCAGAACCCGGACGAGUUGUCGUUCAACGAGGGGGACGCCAUCACCAUUCUGCGACGACAGGACGACAGUGAAACAGAGUGGUGGUGGGCGCGAGUCGAAGACAGCGAGGGCUACGUGCCUCGCAACCUGCUGGGGCUCUGUCCUAGGAUCAAGCCUCGUCAGCGCUCCUUGGCGUAGUGUCUCACUCCGCUGACCUCUGGCUAACAGCUGGACUACAGACAAAACCAAGUGCAGAGAACAAAGGAGCCUGGUGCUCCAUUUUCUCCCCCGUGGCCAUAACCUCCCCUUUAGCCUUGUGCUUCUUACAAAAUCCUUUUCUCUGAAGCAGUGGGCACUGAACUCUGACACACACAUAUUAACAUCUGCACACACACAGACAGACAGACACACACACACACACACACACACAAAUGAAACACAAGCACUCCAAAUGCGAAAAUCUCUUAAACCACUCCAUCCUGACCCCUCCCCUCUACACCUAUCAACCAAAUGCUCUGUCAUUUUCCCAACUUGAUUUUACCCCAAUUCAGUGUCAGCUCUGUAUCAGACAUCAACUUGAAGAAUAAAACACUAACCCUUGUCUCAGUAUUUAUUAAAGUAUUCACACUUCUUCAGCCAUCUCCAUCUUCCUAAUGAGGUCUAUGGUGGCAUUGGUUUACAUGACACUGUCUUUAAGGGUGAGACGUUGCUGAUUUUUGUCAGUGAAAUGUAAAUCGAGUUAUUGGACAUUAAGUGUUUUUUUUUUUUAAUACCAAUUUGAUCCCCUUGCACAAAGAAAUACCAACACAGAAAAAUGUGCUCAAGUGUUUGAUUUUACUGUAGUCGAACCACCAAAGAUAAAUACAUAUUGAACUGUUUUAAUUCAGUUACUCCCUAAGACCUUGCAGAAUUGUUGAGGUGUGUGAUAAUCAAAUGAUUUGCUGCUAUCAGUAAUGAUUAACAGCUCCCAGGAGUUGAGUUAAAGUUCUUCUAGAUACUCAAAUGGACCAGAAAAUCAAUUUUGUACAGGAAAAGAGAAAAUGCCAAACUACACAGACCAGUCCUAACAAAUCCAGUGUAUUAAAGCAAAGAUGAACAUAGA
This is a messenger RNA of Toxotes jaculatrix (banded archerfish), 4765 nucleotides long. Its product is annotated as apoptosis-stimulating of p53 protein 1-like. Gene Ontology annotation, cellular component: nucleus. NCBI's taxonomy places the organism in Eukaryota, Metazoa, Chordata, Actinopteri, Toxotidae. Gene Ontology annotation, molecular function: p53 binding. Gene Ontology annotation, biological process: regulation of apoptotic process. The record is from RefSeq and is a predicted model, not a curated record.